GCAAGCUGCCUAACAAAACGCAACACCGGUACGACGUCACUCGGGAGCCUGGUCCGGUUAGCUGUCAGCUACGUAGUAAGGAAGGGCAUGGAGCUACAUUUAUACAGUUAUACAUGCGUCGUAGCGUCCUAAAGGUACACCAGGAUUUGUUUUUCCCCGGGUUUUGGAUAUUUCUAUGUGCAACGGCUCGUUUCGUUUCGACAUCUUGAACAAACAGUAGCUAGCUAACAGGCUAUCUUAGCGUGUAACCUACCGUUAACUAUUAACGAUAACGUUGGUGCAACCCGAAAAGCUCAUGGCGUUAAUCCUGUUUACGAGGUCCCGAGCACCUUUAAUGAAAACCUCCAGGUCCCUAAAUAACGAGUUCAAGAAAGGCAAAGGGAAAGUACAAGAUGGAGCCUGUUUCAACUGCACAGCUCUGCGCCUCUCCAGUCAAACACGACUUGGCAGCUUGGCCCAGGUGUCGUCCCUGGGCCCCUCCGUCCCCUCAGCAGAUGGAUGCGUGGGCCCCUCCCAGAGCCUGGACAUACAGCGCCUCUACUGUGGUUUCGCCCUGGCCUCUUCUUCGGUGUACCCCGCGGCCACCACGGGGACCCACUGGACCAUGGCCCGCCCGCGGCACCUACCCUGUGUCAGGUGGAUACACACCUCCGGGAGCAGGUGGGACGACUCCAAGGUGGAGAAGUCACUGCGGUCGUUAAAGGACAAGAAGAAGAAGCUGGAGGAAGGCGGGCCGGUGUACAGCCCCACGCUGGACGCGGCCCCCGUGAAAAGGACACUGCGCCAGUGGGUGGUAGACGAGGUCAAGCACUACUACCACGGCUUCAGGCUGCUGUGGAUCGACACCACCAUCGCCGGGCGGAUGCUUUGGAGGGUGUUGAACGGACACCCGCUGUCCCGCCGCGAGAGGAGACAGUUCCUCCGGACGUGCGCCGACGUCUUCCGGCUGCUGCCCUUCCUGGUGUUCAUCAUCGUCCCCUUCAUGGAGUUCCUGCUUCCCGUAGCGCUGAAGCUUUUCCCCAACAUGCUGCCGUCCACCUUCGAGACGCAGUCCAAGAAGGAGGAGAGGUUGAAAACGGAGCUGAGGGUCAAACUGGAGAUGGCCAAGUUCUUGCAGGACACCAUCGAGGAGAUCGCUCUGCGGAACAAGGCGGCCCAGGGCAACGUGACGGAGGAGUUCUCCACCUUCUUCCAGAAGAUCCGGGACUCUGGGGAACGUCCCAGCAAUGAGCAGAUCAUCAGAUUCUCCAAACUGUUCGAGGACGAGCUGACUCUGGACAACCUGACCCGGCCCCAGCUGGUGGCUCUCUGCCGCCUCCUGGAGCUCCAGUCCAUCGGGACCAACAACUUCCUCCGCUUCCAGCUCAUCAUGAAGCUCCGGACCAUCCGCGCGGACGACAAGCUGAUAGCGGAGGAAGGCGUGGAGAGCAUGAGCGUGAACGAGGUGCAGACGGCGUGUCGCGCCAGAGGCAUGAGGUCACUCGGAGUCACAGAAGAACGGCUGAGGGAGCAGCUCAUCCAGUGGCUGGAGCUCCAUCUGAACCAGCAGAUCCCCACCUCCCUGCUGCUGCUGUCUCGAGCCAUGUUCCUCCCCGACACCCUUUCCCCCGCCGACCAGCUGAAGACCACGCUGCAGACGCUGCCCGAGAUAGUGACAAAGGAGGCCCAGAUGAUGGUGGCGGAGAUGGAGCUCUCCAAAGUGGACAAUAAGGCCAAGGUGGAGACCACGCUGCGGGAGGAGGCGGCCAUACGCCAGGACAACAAGGACCGGGCGAUGGAGAGGUUGGCGGACGCCGCGGAGAAGGCCGCCAAGGAGGGCGAGUUGGAGUUUGAGGCGGAGCAGGUCAAAGCGGACGUCGCUGCUCACUCGGAGACGCUGAAGGACACGGCGCCGGUCAUCGAAGGCAUCAAGGGUGAGGAGAUCACCAAAGAUGAGAUUGACCUGUUGAGCGACGCGUGCUCAAAGCUGAAGGAGCAGAAGAAGCUGCUGACCCUGGAGAAGGAGGAGCUGGAGGAGCUGAAGGACGACGUCCAGGAAUACAACGAGGAUCUGGAGGAGAUAAAGAUGGAGCUCUCCAAGACCGGCCAAGAAAAGGCGCUGGAGGAGUCGAAGGCCAGCCAGCGCCUGUCAAAGAGGGUCAACCGCAUGAUCGGUCGCAUCGACAAGAUCAUCGGGGAACUGGAGAAGGACAAGGUCAUCCUGGACGGACAGAUGGACGGCGGGUCCACGCCGCCCGUCGGAUUAUUCUUUACUAAACAGAGCGAUGCCAAAAGUCUGUUCUACACCUUCAGGGAGAACCUGAUCAGCAUCGCGGAGCUCAUCGGCGUCAUGCGGCAGAUCCAGAACAUCCCGGAGCACAAGCUGCAGAGCAUCGCCGAGGCGCUGGACGACAACAAGGACGGCAAGAUCGACAUCGACGACGUCAUCAAGGUGGUGGAACUGAUCGACAAGGAGGACAUCGACAUCUCCACCACGCAGGUGGCCGACAUCAUGGUGAUGCUGCAGAAGGAGGAGAAGCUGAUCGAGAAGGAGAAGGCCAAAGAGAAGGCGGAGAAGGAGGAGAAGGAGCAGGCAGCCACGCGCAACCGCUAACUGGUUCCCCAUCAGGACACUGGGCAUUUGUAAACAACAACAACAACCGCUGAGAGGUUUGGGGGGGGGGGAGGGGCUCCGGUCACACAAACACACAAACCGAGGUUACAGCUGCCUCAAACCAUCAAUUUAAGAUAAAAAAAAGAAGAAAUGAACUGCUAUCUAAUGUAAAAAGGUACAAAAUCAAAAAGAAACUCAUCACCGUUAUGUUAAACUCUUCUGCACUGUUUGUGUAUUAUAUGCUGAUAUUUGGUUUUUGUGUAAUUUUACUCAAUAAUUUAUUGACCGAGGGAUCAAAAUGACAUGAAGAGAUGGCAGAUUAAUCACACAAAAGGAAACCAAUCCGUUGUAGGAGGAUGCUUGUUGAAGCUUGACGUGGAGCGUCUUCUCAUUUCAUUCAUGUCGUCAUCUCAGAGAAAUGAGAGAUCAUUUCUGGACUUUGCACAGUAAAAAAAAAUCAUCGUCAUUACCAUCUGCUCGCUUUCCUUUUCUUUGAUUUGAGUUCAUUCCUCGUUCUCCCACAUUGUAAAGCAACCAUUGUAAAGUGUGCUUUGUGCUGAUUGCAGAGGAUUGAAACGCGGCUGCAACCAAAUACGCAAUCACGCCUUCUUCAGAGAUCAUCCCAUAACGUGAGUUUAUUCUAACCAUGAAAACAAAUCAUCGUUUUAUGAAUUAAUAGCACGACGUUCAUAUCAAUAUUAAAAACCCCGGCUGUCGUGUUUUUAUAACGUCCUCGUAGCUCAUGUCUUUAGAUAAAUAUUCCUUUAGUGGCCCACAGAUCUCUGUAAUAUGCCAAAGUUGCGGUGCGUUUGAUGACGGAGGGACGUAAUCAGAGCGAGGCGCCAAUCACGGAUCAAUAAGCCGUAGACGGUUAGGUUCCUGCACAGAGGGUCAAAGUGGCGCUUUGGUACCUUUUUACUUCUUUUGCACCAAGUUGUAUGAAAACUUUAUUUUUAUUUUUUAUCUGGACCUCCGUAGUUUUGAAAGCAAAGUGGCCUUUUUUUGUGAGAUCUUAUGGACUGUAAACUGUUGUGUAUUUAUUUUUGAGUAUUCUACAUCGAUGGUGGAGCUGAUAUUAUUUAGUUGGAUGAACUCAGGCGGUUUGAGUCCUCGGGGUGUUUUUAUUUUAGAAUAAUAUCCAGUAAACUGGGCUUUACCUUCAUUAUUCUACUGGGUUCCAAAGGCGAUUCCUGAACACAUAUUCCAGUUAGUUAUAUUUCAUUGGUUUUAUUUAAUGAUUUAAUGUAGAGAACAAAAAUAAAUAGAAAAUAUUUGGUUAAUAACCAAACAAAAAUGUGUCAUCAACAAAAAAAAAAAAAUCUCACAAUCUAAACUCGGAUAAUUGGAAAUCAUAAGCCUCUUAUCUUUGAAUUAGCCACAUUAUCUUACAUGAUAACCUGACUCUUAAUAAAAUAAUUAAUUCAUUUCUCAACCAUCAGAGCGACUGAAAACGGCUUUUUAUCGUUAAUCCUGAUGGUUCCUGGUGCUUAGAAGUAGUUUUUCGCUGACAUUUGUAAUGCGACGAAAUCGUUCAUUUCCUACAGAAACAAAAACAAUGGAGCCCUGAAAUCAAGUAUAUUUGUAUUAUAACAAUUUAAUCACUUAAUACAGAGCUAAAACUAGAAGAAAACAUUUUCCUUGUUUACAGAAGGAAAAAGACUUGUUGUUUUUGAUUGUCUUCAUUCGCUGUGCACUAUGUUUUAAAGAAUGAGAAAGGAAGGAGGGAGGGAGGGAGGGAGGGAAGGAGGCAAGGAGGCAUCAGAAGCCUUAAGGCAGCAAGCUCGUUUCCAGGCUGCUUUCAGCGACCUGAAGCCGCUGAGGAGGAGAACUGAGUGGAGGAGGCGAGGAGACGACCAGGAGGGAUCCUUUUCUCCCCUUUGAGGAGCAGAGAGUCAGGAAGAAAAGGAGCAAUAAGCAGACGUUUUAUGCAUUUGUAUUUGAGUAUGUUAAAGGACACUUUUAGGACAGAUGUGCCCACUUUUUUUCACUCUUUUUGCACUAAUCAUGAGAAGAAUGCUACUUAUUUUUGUAGGAUGUAUAAACGUAGAGGAGGAGAGGCUUGUUUAGUUGGAGUUUAAAUGGCAGCUGGAGAUUGGAAGCAGGAUCCGUGUUGGUUUUUCAGGUUGAAAGGAGUCUGUUCUUCUGCACAAAGCCUCCUCGAGGAGCAGCUCAGACCUCCUUCAGGUCCACACAGGUUAAGGUGAAACGGGUUUAGAGAUCUGCAGCCACCAGGAAAACCGAUGUUGGGUUAGAAUCUUUUUUUUUUUUUUUUUUUUCCUGCGUUGUCUCCGAUUUAAAGAAGGAAAGCAAAGAUAAACGUCCCUUUCUGUCUGAACGCGGUGGAGAUUCAUCUGAAAGGAUCCUGAGCUUCUUUUAAAAGAGACGAAACACGGAGAACGGAAACAGUUUAACUAAAUUAUCUUUAUGGAAAUACAAAAAAAAAGAUGUUAGUCGCAGAAUCAAUAUAAGAUGUAGCUGACUGCAGAUUUUGAUGCGACAUAAUAAUGUUAUUUAUUCAAAAGUUUUCCCCAAAGUUUUGUUUGUUUUCUUAAGAGCUUAAAAUUAAUUACCUGGUUUUGAUUCUAGUUUAGUUUGACUCUUGAAUGUAUGAAGAGAAUUAGUUUUUUUUUUUUUAUAACAUGUUCAUGUAAACAAACAUCAUUUAAAAUGUUGAAUAAAUUGAACACGAUCCUG
Molecule: messenger RNA, 5287 nt
Organism: Pungitius pungitius (ninespine stickleback)
Lineage: Eukaryota; Metazoa; Chordata; Actinopteri; Perciformes; Gasterosteidae
Gene: letm1
Product: leucine zipper-EF-hand containing transmembrane protein 1
Exons: 15
Coding region: 296-2593 (765 amino acids)
Biological process (GO): intracellular monoatomic cation homeostasis
Cellular component (GO): mitochondrial inner membrane
Molecular function (GO): calcium ion binding; ribosome binding
Source: RefSeq, a predicted model, not a curated record